Molecule: messenger RNA, 1054 nt
Organism: Rhodamnia argentea
Lineage: Eukaryota; Viridiplantae; Streptophyta; Magnoliopsida; Myrtales; Myrtaceae
Product: lipid transfer protein EARLI 1-like
Exons: 2
Coding region: 52-417 (121 amino acids)
Source: RefSeq, a predicted model, not a curated record
AGCUAAUUCCAAUUUCCAACUUUAGCUAGGGCUUCGUGAAGCUUUCGUACGAUGGCUUCGAAGACCUAUGCAACAGUUGCUCUAGUUCUCUCCCUCACCAUCGUCUUCGGCUCCUUGGUCGCUGCGGGGCCACCGAAGCCAACCUCAAAAAUUUGGGUUUCUUGCCCUAUAAACGCCCUCAAAUUAGGCAUCUGCCUCGACUUACUUGAUAGCCUUCUCAAUAUCACCAUCGGCAUGCCUCCAAAAGAGCCGUGCUGCUCUCUCAUUGCCGGCCUUGUCGACCUAGAAGCCGCUGUUUGCCUUUGCACGGCCAUCAAAGCCGAUGUCUUGGGCAUUAACCUCAACAUUCCGCUCUCUCUGAGCUUGCUCCUCAACGUUUGUAGCAAGAAGGUCCCUCCGGGUUUCCAAUGUGCUUAAGCGUGAGAGGUCUUGAAUAAUCAGAGUUUGGAGUUCAUUUGAUUAUGUUAUGACUGUGUUGGGUGUGAUGAUGUUGUGAAAGAUCUAAUGUAAGAAUAGGGUUUAUUGUGACGAUAAGAUCAAACUAUUAGCCGAGUGUUCUUUUUCCUCAAUAGUAAUAAAUUUCCCCCACUCAGAAGUCUGAACGAAGCUGCAGCAAGAAGCAUAAUAGUAGGUUGAUUAGUAAAUCCAAGAGUGGACGGGAUUAGAAAUUUGCUAAUUAUCUGCCAUUGUAUUCAAGCAAAGUUACAUAUAAGAUGCAAUCCACGUUGACAUCGUAUUAUAGCACAAGGCGACUCAAAUAUUGUUGGGAAAUACUGAUUUUUUUUUUUUUACUCCAAAGUGGGCAAUGUAUAUGUUGCUUAUCCUACCUAAUUUAGUUUCCAUAGUCCUCUAAGAUGCUUAAGUUUCCCGAUAAUUCUAUUGGAUGACCACAAAUUACAGAAGAUAAUGAUGACAUUGUACAUGGGAAGAUGAGUUUCCUUCCGUUUUAUUACUUGUAAGAAAGACAUCAAACAUUAUUUGUUACAUACUUAUUCUGUUUCUUGAUCUCUCCACCCUGUGACAUGCACGUUAUUUAGUACAUUUCUUGGAACAA